Ictalurus punctatus (channel catfish) is the source of this 2595-nucleotide messenger RNA. RefSeq lists its product as uncharacterized. The record is from RefSeq and is a predicted model, not a curated record. The transcript has 3 exons. Lineage: Eukaryota; Metazoa; Chordata; Actinopteri; Siluriformes; Ictaluridae. Bases 41 to 2083 code for a protein of 680 amino acids.
CGGUACUUCUGCAUAUAAACUGUACAUGAACUGUAAAUAAAUGUUACUUGACAAAUACAAAUGCACACACAAACUACAUGGCACACACACACACACACAUACACCCCCGCCCCCUUCAUGGCUGAUUAUGAGGUCAUCGCAUUCUGCUCUGAUGUCAUACAGCUCUAAGAAUUCAUUAAGAUCUAUAGAAGCACACAGAACACUGUUCUUCUCUUGUACUUUGCUGAAACACAUCAUUUACAUGCUGUUGAGAUUUGCACAAGGAAGCCGAUAUGUGGAGAGUAUGAGGAGCACGAGAAACAGCAGAGACACACCGCUAGAACAGAUGGAGUGUGAGCGGCAGGAAUAUCUAUAUUCCCGAUGCCAGAGCUUGAGAGAAAAGGUUGCUGUAUAUGAGCAAAUGCACGAAGCCAUCAGGAGGCGAAUCUGUGGCCCAUCUGUCUGUGAGGAAGAUCUCAGGAACAGUCUACGCUGCAACUCCAGGAACUACAAUUCAACUGUUAACAGGAUGGAGACAACCGAGAGAGCCGCCGUGAGAGGACUAGCUAGUCCAAGACAGAAAACAGAUUUGAAGUUCCUAGAUGUAGGCAGCAAAGAACCGGCCGUAGUUAACCAGAAAACAGAACCUGAAGCCAGCUACAACCCCACCGGCAAUGUGGCUGCCAGAGAGCCAGUUGUAGUUAAGAUCAAAACAGAACCUGAAGCUAGUCACAAGCCUGCAGGCAACAUGCUUCUCAGAAAACCACCUGUAGUUAACAACAAGAUGGGACCUGAUGCCAUGCCCGCAGGCACCAUGGCUGCAAUAAAGCUGCCUGUAAUUAGCCAGAAAACAGGACCUGAUGCCAGCUACAAGCCCGCAGGCACCAUGGCCGCAAGAAAGCUGCCUGUAAUUAGCCAGAAAACACGACCUGAUGCCAGCUACAAGCCCGCAAGCACCAUGGCCACAAGAAAGCUGCCUGCAGUUAGACAGGAAACAGGACCUGAUGCCAUCUACAAGCCCGCAAGCACUGUGGCCUCAAGAAAGCUGCCUGUAAUUAGACAGAAAACAGGACCUGAUGCCAGCUACAAGCCCGCAAGCACCAUGGCCUCAAGAAAGCUGCCUGCAGUUAGCCACAAAACAGGACCUGAUGCCAGCUACAAGCCCGCAAGCACCAUGGCCUCAAGAAAGCUGCCUGCAGUUAGACAGGAAACAGGACCUGAUGCCAGCUACAAACUUGCAAGCACCAUGGCCUCAAGAAAGCUGCCUGCAGUUAGCCACAAAACAGGGCCUGAUGCCAGCUACAAACUUGCAAGCACCAUGGCCUCAAGAAAGCUGCCUGCAGUUAGACAGGAAACAGGACCUGAUGCCAGCUACAAACUUGCAAGCACCAUGGCCUCAAGAAAGCUGCCUGCAGUUAGCCACAAAACAGGGCCUGAUGCCAGCUACAAACUUGCAAGCACCAUGGCCUCAAGAAAGCUGCCUGUAGUUAGACAGGAAACAGGACCUGAUGCCAGCUACAAACUUGCAAGCACCAUGGCCUCAAGAAAACUGCCUGCAGUUAGACAGGAAACAGGACCUGAUGCCAGCUACAAACUUGCAAGCACCAUGGCCUCAAGAAAGCUGCCUGCAGUUAGACAGGAAACAGGACCUGAUGCCAGCUACAAACCUGCAGACACCAUGGCCUCAAGACAGCUGCCUGUAGUUAGACAGGAAACAGGACCUGAUGCCAGCAACAAACUUGCAGACACCAUGGCCUCAAGACAGCUGCCUGUAGUUAGACAGGAAACAGGACCUGAUGCCAGCAACAAACUUGCAGACACCAUGGCCUCAAGACAGCUGCCUGUAGUUAGACAGGAAACAGGACCUGAUGCCAGCAACAAACUUGCAGACACCAUGGCCUCAAGACAGCUGCCUGUAGUUAGACAGGAAACAGGACCUGAUGCCAGCUACAAACUUGCAAGCACCAUGGCCCCAAGACAGUUGCCUGUAGUUUGCCAGAAAAGACAACCUGAAGCCAGCCACAAGCCUGCAGGCAACGUAGUCAGCCAAACUCCAAGCCCUGGGCUUGAUGAGCUGAUUCAGCUGCUGAACCUGAAUUACUAACUUUAAUGAAUUACUGACAUUACUCGGAAAACUUACAACCUUACUGUGUUUUCCAAAUCCAAAAUAAAAUGCUUUUUAAUAAAGCAGUGUGACAUGCUACUAUAAUUUGCAUGUAUGUAGCUAUACGUUACAGAUUGCAUCGAGUGAGUUACACGACAACGUAACGUUUCCCAGGUGAUACGCUGUGCUACAGUGGCUGUACAUGGGAAUACCUAUGGUAAUACAUAGUACCAGAACAACACUAAAGCGAUAACUGUUAACACAUGGAGGACAACGGAACAGCACACAUGUACAGUGGGUGGAGACAAGGCGAACACCUUCAGAUUUCUCAGGGUUCAUGUCAGCGAGGAUCUCGCCAGGUCUCACGUAAUGAUGAACAAUGUCCGUACAUCCUAAGAAGCUUAAAGAAAGCUACAGGCGUACACUCCUACCAUCAGGGAGACGCUACAGGGACGUGAAAGCAUGAACCGAACGGCUGAGGAACUUCUUCACAUCUUGUUAACACUGGUCUA